Messenger RNA from Oppiella nova, 1399 nucleotides. The record is from the annotation of a GenBank genome assembly. NCBI's taxonomy places the organism in Eukaryota, Metazoa, Arthropoda, Arachnida, Sarcoptiformes, Oppiidae.
AGUGUUUUGAAUGGCUGAGGAAGUGGUGUUCACCACAAGUCACGCCAAUGGGAUGGACAGCACCGCCAACAGUAAAGCCGCGGACUUCGUGCGCCGCGAAGACAAAUACAAAGCCAUUGAUGGCUACUGUGCGCGACGGGUGACGAAGGGGGCGACGAAACCGUUGUUCAAUAAAAUGGUUUUAGUGGUGAUCGACGCCUUAAGACACGACUUUAUCCCAUCCAUUGAUGACAAGAGGUCCGUCCAAAAGGGUCGCAACUCUGGUGCUAAACAUCGGAUGCCAUUCACGGAGACUAUUAUGCAGACAAACGGCGUGGGUUUGGUGUCCAUAUCGGCGACGCCCACCGUAACGAUGCCGCGGAUCAAAGCGAUGAUCAGCGGCACUCUGCCAUCGUUUAUGGAUUUCAUACUAAACCUAAGCGCCUAUCGGUUUAACGGCGAGAAUCUCGUGGAAAACGCGUUCAAAGCCAACAAAAGAGUGGUGUUCUUCGGCGACGAGACGUGGAUUCAGUUACUGCCGCAACACUUGUUCGCCAAAUACAACGGCACCUCAUCUUUCUUCGCCACCGAUUACACGGAAGUCGACACUAAUGUCACGUAUUGUGUGGACCGGGAGCUGAAGCGCCUCAAGGAGUGGGAUGUAAUGAUUAUGCAUUACUUGGGCGUCGACCACAUCGGCCACUCGCACGGCGGCUAUCACUCGAGACUGAUGCCUAAGAAGCUGCUGGAAAUGGAUUCGGUUAUCAAAAGUAUAUACACGUCGGUGUCGGCGCCGGACGUGUCCGAGCCUUACUUAGUUGUGAUAACCGGCGACCACGGGAUGACUGAUAUCGGAAACCACGGCGGAAACACUCCCGAAGAGACGGACACUGCGCUCAUAUUCCUGAGCACUAAUCAAACCAAAGUGAGCGCCAAUUACGACAGCUUUGGUCAUAAAGCCGAACGCGUACUACAAGUGGACAUCUCGUCGACGCUGUCGGCGCUCUUAGGUCUUCCGCUGCCCAACAAAAGUCUGGGGAAAGUCAUGUUAAACGUGUUGAACGCACUUCAUAUGAGAAAAGACGAACAAAUGUGUCAUAUGUUUGCCAAUGCGCUACAAAUAAUCCGAAACCAUUGCCGGAACGCACGGCAACCCAUGGCUUCAUUAGUGGACCCGUUUUCCACACUUGAAGACAACACAACCAUUCAAGUGUUGGCCGGUCAUAAGUAUAACCAAAACCACUCCCAAAGUUUGCGUUUCGGUAAACAACAGUGUCUUCUCAUCUCUGGUCUCGUUUGGGUUUAUCUCUAUAGGAGCGAUUACGGGACUGUCAGCUCAUUCAAGUUGCCGGCCUUCCUAUACGUGGACCGCAAUAUUAGGGCCAAAAUAGUCUUCUUUCACGUCUACCUCAUUAUAAUC